AUGCCGGAGUUUAAACGGAAGUUGGAAGAGGAAAAGGAAACGGAGGAGGAGGACUCUUCGAAUUCACGUGGCUUCGCACAAGGACUCCGACCAGAGCGCAUCAUCGGCGCAACCGAGUCCAGCGGAGAGCUCAUGUUUUUGAUGAAGUGGGAAGGUAGCAAUAAGAGGUUUCUUUUUGGAACGGCGGAUCAGGAAGAUAUCGAUCGCCUGAAUUCAAGAAUUUCUCAAUUCGAGUUGUCUCAAGAGGCCUUCCAGCAUGCAUUGGAGGAUAGCCUCACAGUAUUUAAUCUCACGCGCACGCAGUCCACAGUGGACGCGAUAGAAAUGGCAUUGGGUGACGUUACAAACGUCAUAACAACUAUGGAACAUGCACUCAGCGAUCUGUUGGCAGGAACCUUGCCCAUAUCCUUGAUACCUCCGGCACAGCUAAGAGAUUUAUUGCGUAGCAUCAAGGACACUGUACCGGAUUAUUUGGCUCUACCAAGAGAUAUCGAGGGAGGUUCAUGA
Messenger RNA from Priapulus caudatus, 507 nucleotides. RefSeq lists its product as uncharacterized. The transcript has 4 exons. NCBI's taxonomy places the organism in Eukaryota, Metazoa, Priapulida, Priapulimorpha, Priapulimorphida, Priapulidae. The record is from RefSeq and is a predicted model, not a curated record. The coding region runs from base 1 to 507 and encodes 168 amino acids. Gene Ontology annotation, cellular component: nucleus.